This is a messenger RNA of Ilex paraguariensis (yerba mate), 1419 nucleotides long. NCBI's taxonomy places the organism in Eukaryota, Viridiplantae, Streptophyta, Magnoliopsida, Aquifoliales, Aquifoliaceae. The record is from the annotation of a GenBank genome assembly.
AUGGAGAAAAAGCAUCUCUCCCCCAUUGCCAACGACGUCCUCCGGAGAUGUGCACAGCAGCUAGACACUUCUGAGGAUGCAUUGGUUCAAGAAUUCGAGGCCCAGUGGUCACCCGAAAUAAAUGGAUCAUAUGCAAGGAAAUUAGUGGAGUUCUGCUGCUCAAAGGCUCUUGCUAAUAUUUGUAGUGGCAUAAAAGAAAAGAUCAAUGACGGGUCGUAUAGUCAGUUCACAUUCAACAUGAUGCUCGCUUGGGAGAUGCCUAGCUCAGCUGAUGAAGAGUCAUAUACGGAGUGUGUGGCAAAAGAGAAAGAGGACAGGAAGGUUGAUGCUGAAAAGCCAAGUGUUGGAGAAGAUUCAUUUGUCUGGUUGGCAACUUUAGUUCCUUUCGCAGCAGAUGUUGUGAAUGGGAGAUUUACUUUCGAAACUCUGACCGCUCCAACAGGGAACCGGCUUCAUUUUCCUGCUUAUGAUAAAUUUCUUAAAGAGAUUGACAAAUGGAUAACGCACUUGCAAAAUCAAGCACCACCAAAGGGUGUGGAAUUGGCAGAUGAUGAGUUCAUACUGCACGUCGAGGGAACUGCUACCUCUCAAAGAGUAGUGCGCCAUAUUGGAGGAACUAGCUGGCCGGAAUUUCCAGGUAGGCUUACAUUAACCAAUUACGCUCUCUACUUUGAGACAUUUGGAAUCAUAUCUUAUGAAGAUGCGAUUAAGCUUGACCUUUUGAGGGACGAUGUGAGUGUGAAACCAGCUGCCACAGGCCCAUGGGGAGCUCCACUUUUUGACAAGGCCAUAGUUUAUGAGUCCCCUGAAUUGCAAGAGGGUGUUGUGCUAGAGUUUCCAGAGUUGACAAGUUCGACGAGACGUGAUCACUGGCUUGCUCUUGCAAAGGAGGUUAUGUUAUUGCACCGGUUUUUACGAAAAUUCAAAGUGGAAUCUCCGGUACAAAAAUGGGAAACGCACGCACGGACCAUAUUAGGGAUUACAAGACUCCACGCGGCUAGGGAAAUGCUCAGGAUCUCACCCCCGGUUCCCAAGAGUUUCCUAAUUUUUGUUUUGUAUGAUGAGGUGCCCAAGGGGGACUACGUUUUAGCAGAGCUUGCUGAGAAUCUGAAGAAUGUUAACAGUGGCACUCCAUGUAGUGCUAGUUCCAUUCUAAGGAACUUAAUAGUUGGUCAAUCCUGUGUCUUGGGUAUAGAGACAGAAGUCUCCCAGAAUGGUGAAAGCGUAACAAGCCAAGCUGAGAAACUCUCAUCAUUGGAUAAUACAAUCAGUCAAGUUAGGGAGGAAGCAAAAGAAAUUGAGAAGGCCCAAGCUCCUGCCGAGAGGCUGAAAGAGGAAUGGCUUGGUGAUAGUAUUCUUGUUCUUAUGGUAAGUGCAGCAGUCGAAAGCUUUAGUUUUCAUUACAUCUUUCAUUUAUAA